GCUCGUCGCCACUUGAUGGCAAAAGCAGACCCCUUAAAACAUCUGGUUCACAGCAGCUGGCACCAUCACCAGAGUCUUGUAAUUCUCCCUGCAUAUACGCGUUUUCCAGAUUCACAUCGUCUGAAAUUGAUUUUUUUUUCCACCCUCCGACUUUACCUCAGGGACUCAAGUGGAGACGAGAUGUUAAGGCCGGAGUGAAAGCUCUUUGUUCUGCUCUUCUUGGCCUGGACUGAUGCCUCUUGGCCGCGCCGCUCCUCUCACUGCUCCACAGCUGCAUCAUGCGGAGCAAAAGGGCAGCGACGGCCCGGCAGCGGCCCAGACCGUAAUCCCCCCCGGGGAUCAGCGUUUGCUCAAGGGCGAGGACUCUGUCUUCUUACGUGUCACUUUAUGUCUGUCCCGGCUGGAAAAGGGAAAGAGUGUGUGACACUUUCGCAUCACGUAACCAGAAUUAAAAUCCCAGCGGCGGCUAUAAAAAGCCUCCACAGCUAACCUACACACUGUAAUCUGCCGGUCAGAGAGUCUCUAAGAAGAACAUGCUACGCAAAACUAUCUUGGUUCUUAAUUGUGUCUAUCUCUGUAUGUGGUGGGACAGUUUUGGCAAAGCUCCCCCCUGUGUGUGUGUGUGUGUGUGUGUGUGUGUGUGUGUGUGUGUGUGUGUGUGUGUGUGUGUGUGUGUGUGUGUGUGUGUGUGUGUGUGUGCUUGAGUCAGCUUGAGAAAGAUGCAGCAUUCGUUUAAACAUAGCGGGAGAUUGAGCUGGACAGUGAAUCACACGGAGAGAAGUAUGGCGAGACUCCUCGUCACAGGCUGUCAGCGGGCCUUCAGUUCCUCAUUAACCUGCGAUCUGUCGCUCUCCUGCCGUCAUGGCUCCACGUAUGGCACUUGCUUGCAGGGGCCGGCAGGCACCCCCGGCAGGGAGGGUAACCCUGGAACCAAUGGCAUCCCGGGGACGCCAGGCAUCCCCGGCCGUGACGGGCUCAAGGGCGAGAAAGGCGAGUGCGUCAAUGAGAUCUUCGAGGAGCCCUGGAGGCCCAACUACAAGCAGUGUGCCUGGAACUCUCUGAAUUACGGGAUUGACCUGGGUAAAGUGGCUGACUGCACGUUCACCAAGAUGCGCUCAGACAGCGCCCUCAGGGUCCUCUUCAGCGGCUCCCUGAGGCUCAAGUGUAAGAACGCAUGCUGUCAGAGGUGGUACUUCACCUUCAACGGAGCGGAGUGCACGGGACCGCUGCCCAUAGAGUCCAUCAUCUACUUAGACCAAGGAAGUCCCGAGCUCAACUCAACCAUCAACAUCCACAGAACGUCCUCAGUUGAAGGCCUGUGCGAGGGUGUGAAAGCAGGGCUGGUGGAUGUGGCCGUGUGGGUGGGGACCUGUGCCGACUAUCCCAGAGGAGACGCGUCUACAGGGUGGAAUUCAGUAUCCAGAAUUAUCAUUGAGGAACUGCCCAAAUAAAAAAGGAACCAGUCCUGGUAGUGUAACAGUAUGUUAUCUGGCUCUCUGAAAUGAUCAGGUAUGGUCGGCUGAGGGUUCACACAGCAUCACUGAUGGUAACUUGAAUGUUUGUAUGUUUUGUUUUAAUACUAUACUAGUCGACAGGCCUGUAAACAAGAAUACUGUGUCAUUCUGUCUGCCAAAAAUAAAACUUUGUACUGUAGCUUCUCUGCCUUUGGCUGCUGUUGGUACACAGCAACCAUUAAACAGACAUUGUGACAAGACACUGACCAUAUUUAAACUAUGUAAUCAUGUGACCUGUUUAUAUUCAUUAUUACUGUUAAUAAAGUCAUCCUUUUUUUAAAGU
Molecule: messenger RNA, 1797 nt
Organism: Acanthopagrus latus (yellowfin seabream)
Lineage: Eukaryota; Metazoa; Chordata; Actinopteri; Spariformes; Sparidae
Product: collagen triple helix repeat-containing protein 1-like
Exons: 4
Coding region: 720-1451 (243 amino acids)
Source: RefSeq, a predicted model, not a curated record